AUGCCGUCUCUCAACCAGCUCUGUCAAAACUGCGGCUUGCCUCGUGCAUCCCCGCCUCCCAACCUCGAUACCAUGUUCGAAGAAGAUUUCGAAAGAUGUUUCAUCUGCCAACAGCCUUGCAAGGGCCUGUACUGUUCAUCGGAAUGUCGACUUCGUGAUCAAGGUACACCUUCACCUGCUGUUCGAGCGAACCACGGUCCUGUAAAAAUCACUUCGCAAUUACCCGUUUCUCUUAGUCCACUGGUCCGACCGACUCAGCAUCCAGGUCGAUCUCCUCGACCUUUACCUCAGAAUCGAGGGUCCAGCUCGGUCUCUUCCGGAUCUUCAUCCGUCUCAUCAUCUCCUCUCCAAUCUCCCCAGACGAACCCUUCAGAAGUCGAUUCCCCGAAAAGAGACACUUUUGAUCUUCCUCCUCCCGCCUAUCCCACCAAGCAAUUCGGUGCCGCUCCUGCAUCCGUACCGAUGAAAAUCCCCGCUCUCGCUGCCAGAGCCUCUCCACUGGUUGCUCCAAGUCAGACACCUGGAUCCGUGGGAUCGACCGUCUACCCCAUUGGAGCUUCCAUAGAUACCUUGCGAUUCGGUCGAAAGCCAAGUGCCGUCAAUAGUGUGAUAUCGCCCAACGCCCUGAUACCACGAUGUGCUUGUGGUAAACCCGCUAACCACAAGAGCCGAGCGUCAAGUAAAGACAGAGCCGAUCUUAUCGAUUCCGGAUUCUCUCGACUUAGCUUAGGUCCCUCUCGAGCUCAGGAAGAACCUGCACCCAGAUCUUCGCGGAUAGUAUCCGAAUCCUCCAUCCCACCUUUCACACCUGGUCGAAAAACCGUUCCACUCGGUAUACCUUCGAGUCCUCAGGUGACAGCAUCCACAUCUCUCUUAUCCCGAUCUCGAUCUGAUCCUAUACCCAGUUCACCUCAGGCGCAACGAAAAGCCAUACCCUCCGUUCCUAACGUCAUUACCCCUAGUCAUAGGGAAAACAACGGUGUGCCAUUAUCGCCGAUUGUCCCUGCUCAAUCGACAGUCGCUCGACCAGGUAGAAGCCGGAACGCUCUGGACGUAGCUAUUGAUUCGCCCAGAAGGGGUAGAUCGAGGGAGCGACAGGAACAUCACGUGGGGGCUAUGACUUCCAAUUUCGGUGGACCAGCAGAUAGAGAACAGGCUCCUUCUAGAUCUAGGACGAGAAGAAGAUCGGAUUCUCGUGAUCGGGCUAGAGGAGGUAGAAGUUCACGUGACAGGGAAAUGGAAAGGCCAGCAGAAAGAGACCAUCAUUCAGAUCAUACAUCACCUAUAAAUCAGACGCAAACACCCCAAAUCUUGCCUUCCUGGUCUAGACGAGCUUCUGAAGCUACGGCGGAUAGAAGAAAGGUAUUAGCUGAGGGGUUCGCACCUGCCAUGAGACGUACAGCUAGUAACGGCAAGUCCUCGCCUGUGUAUGAUAGGCAGAGCGAGGAUGAGAAACAGAGAAAGAGGGAAGAAAUCAGUAGAGCGAGUAAACAAUUAGGACAAGUCUUCGGUGUGGCUGCUGGAUAA
This is a messenger RNA of Kwoniella botswanensis, 1527 nucleotides long. RefSeq lists its product as uncharacterized. The transcript has 2 exons. Lineage: Eukaryota; Fungi; Basidiomycota; Tremellomycetes; Tremellales; Cryptococcaceae. The record is from RefSeq and is a predicted model, not a curated record. Bases 1 to 1527 code for a protein of 508 amino acids.